Labrus bergylta (ballan wrasse) is the source of this 420-nucleotide messenger RNA. The record is from RefSeq and is a predicted model, not a curated record. NCBI's taxonomy places the organism in Eukaryota, Metazoa, Chordata, Actinopteri, Labriformes, Labridae.
AGCAUCACGUUUCACGUUUCUGUAUAUCUGUAUCACGUUUUGCUUCAAGCUAUAGUUUAUAAAAUGGAUUUAGAAACUGGAACAUACGAGCCAGGGUUUGUUGGGAUACGGUUUUGCCAAGAAUGUAACAACAUGUUAUACCCCAAAGAAGACAAAGAAAACCGUAUUCUGCUCUACGCGUGCAGGAACUGUGACUACCAGCAGGAGGCAGACAACAGCUGCAUCUAUGUCAACAAGAUCACCCAUGAAGUCGAUGAGCUGACGCAGAUCAUUGCUGAUGUAUCUCAAGAUCCAACACUACCAAGGACAGAGGACCACCCCUGUCCCAAAUGUGGCCACAAGGAGGCAGUUUUUCUUCCAAUCUCACAGUAUGAAGGCUGAGGUAAUGUCUCCAAAAACAUUAAAUACACAAUGCAUGGC